UUUAUAGAAUUGGCAAAUAAAAAUAAAAAUGAAAUUAAUCCAAAGGAAAAUUUUAGCAGUGAAUUUGAGACCUUUGAUGAAACAAAUUAUGUAAAAGAGCAUUGUUUUAUGAAUAAGUAUGAUGACAAUAAAUCUCGGUUCACUGAAUAUUCCAUUAGCAGUUCCACUAUUACUAGAAAUCAGCAGUUAGAAUUGUUGGAUAAAAAAUUUGAACAAGCAUUUGCUAACUACGAAGAUGACAAUAUAGGACCAUUAGACUGUUAUGAAAUCGAAGGGUUUGUUCCUUAUGACACUUCCUUAUUACUGCAGUACUCGAACAAACCUCAACAGGGAAAUUAUUACAAAAUACCUUCACACAGCAUUAAGAGAUUGUCCAACAUUGCAGAGCUACAAAAUGAAAAUAGUGACAGUGAAGAUUUAAUUUCAGUAGAAGUUAACAAAAACUUAAAAUGGGAUUGUGAAUCUAUUUUGAGUACUAACUCAAACAUUUACAAUAGACCCAAAAUCAUUAUGGAACCAUCUAAGCAGAAAAUCAAGAUUAAUUUACAUACAGGAAUGCCUGUUAACGUUUUUGGAAAAAAUAAAUUAACUCAGAAUAAUCUAAUUCAGUUAAACAAACAAAAUAAUGACUUGGGUAAUGAUUGCAAUACUGUAUCAUCUGUUAUGUCGACAUUGUCACAGUUGUCAGUCAGACCCAAAGGUGAAGGUACAGAAGACAGAAAGCAAAGGAAACAAUUGUUGAAAGACUAUAGGAAAGAAAGAAGAAAAGAGAAGAAAAACAACAGAGUGGCAUUUAAAGUUGAAUGUCAGCGUCAGUCGAAAGUUGCCGUUGCUACAGCAAACCAUUUUGCUGGUAAUACAAUUCUUCAUUAGGCUAAAAUGUUGUUAAUUUUGUCCCAGCAAAAGAGUUAAAUUAAUGUAAACAUUAUCUUUUGAUUAAAUAAUUAUUGUAGUUGUUAAAACGUA
This is a messenger RNA of Agrilus planipennis (emerald ash borer), 966 nucleotides long. RefSeq names its product protein LTV1 homolog. Gene Ontology annotation, cellular component: preribosome, small subunit precursor; cytosol; nucleus. Lineage: Eukaryota; Metazoa; Arthropoda; Insecta; Coleoptera; Buprestidae. Gene Ontology annotation, biological process: ribosomal small subunit export from nucleus; ribosomal small subunit biogenesis. The transcript is spliced from 3 exons. Bases 109 to 873 code for a protein of 254 amino acids. The record is from RefSeq and is a predicted model, not a curated record.